AUUGCCGGGUCGCAAAGAUGUCCGAGUGGGUUCGGGAGGGUUCCGAAUGUAUAGAUGCGGGAUGUUAGAUGCUUGUGGGGUAUGAUGGCAUUCACUGUCUGAGCAGGGAAAGAAAUGGCUCAUGGUAGGGCUUUUGUUUGCAGUUGUCUGUUUUCAGCUUUACUACUCUUGCUGUCAUCAUCAUCUUAUCUCUGCCGCCGUCGCCAUCGCCGUCGCCAUCACCUAUAUACUACUCAUUCUUAUAUACUGCCUUAUAUACUACACUACAAUGAUCAAGAAGGAUUUCAAACCUAUUUUUCUCAAACUGACUUCAUCUGACUUGAUAUUCUAUCAAAUGACGAUAUAGGUCUCCAACGGAAACCUAGAGAAAUCAUUGAAUGCAAUCCAACAUUGAACCGGCCGUCCCUAGGUUGUGCC
Molecule: messenger RNA, 417 nt
Organism: Aspergillus ruber CBS 135680
Lineage: Eukaryota; Fungi; Ascomycota; Eurotiomycetes; Eurotiales; Aspergillaceae
Exons: 1
Coding region: 122-346 (74 amino acids)
Source: RefSeq, a predicted model, not a curated record